UAUCAUAAAUUUCAAAGGAAAACAACAGAUGUGCAAACUCGCUGGAAAAGUGUCACUAAACUGAAUUAUUUAAUUACGAUAUCUCGGCAGGAAGUAACCCAAUCGCAGAGAAAAUUGACCAAGAAGUGAGCCUCUAGAUAGCUCACUCGUUACUGCUAGGGAUUUGUGCGUCAGACCAGUUCCAGGAAUUCAGGAACGCUGCACUGCAGGAUUCUUUUUUGAUGACACCUGCCCGAAAUGUCCGUCCGUAAUCCAACUACGCUGAUGUCCAUCAGCAACGAGGAAAGCUUCGAUUUCCUGUUCAAAAUCGUUUUGAUCGGAGACUGUGGGACUGGCAAAACCUGCAUUGUGCAACGUUUCAAAUCCGGAAAUUUUAUCGAAAGUCAUGGUAACACCAUUGGAGUGGACUUUUCGAUGAAAGCAGUCACCGUAGAUGGGAAAAAAGUCAAGCUUCAAAUUUGGGACACUGCCGGUCAAGAACGCUUCAGGACCAUAACACAAAGUUACUACCGAUCGGCGAAUGGUGUUAUCAUAGUUUAUGAUAUCACUAAGCGAUCGUCGUUUUUAAACCUGCAACGAUGGAUCGAUGAAGUGCGUCGUUACACCGCCUCCAAUGUGAUGAUUUUUGUGAUAGGCAACAAGUGCGAUCUGGACGCGAUACGGGAGGUGGAAUUUGCCGAAGCGCAAACCAUGUGCCAAUACAUACCGGAGAUUAUGUUUGUGAUGGAAACAUCGGCCAAGGACAAUCGGAACAUUGAGGAUGCCUUCAUGACGUUAGCCACUGAGCUGAAGAGGCGGCAUGAUAAUAUUAGCGCCGACGAUGACAUCGAGGGGAUCACACUGGGGCAAAGUAUGUCCCUAUCGGUUAGUAACUGUAGCCUAUGUAGUAGAACGUAAAGUCGUUGAGUCCUACUGUCGUAUUUACUUAUGAUGAUCCAUAAAGGUAGGUUUGUUUUUAUGUAUAUACAACUCAUUAUCAUGGAUUUUCGUGAUCUGUGAAAACUAAUGUAGUUUGUAAAACUAUAAGUUGAAUUUUACGAAAAAGAGAGAGAUAACUUAUAUCGAACAAUAAUCUAAAGUUGUUCUGUUGAAAUAAUUGAGCAUCACCUACAGUUGAAAAACAGGCGACCAUUUGCUUCCUCCAAUCCCGCAGGCUGUCUAUGCUAAGUUUAACGUUAACAUAUUAGAUGCAGGUAACAAAUGAUUUUGUUUAACAUGUAACGCUCUAUUAUUCACAUACGUUAGGGAAAAUACUUCAUUCUGCAACCGGUACUAUUUUCAAAUACUAUAUUUUUACUAUGGCGAAGAACUGAUUAGCAAUAGUGCAUCUACCUAGAUACUAAUAAGGAUAUGUAAACGGGAGAAUGUUUUGCAUAACGGUAAAAACUGUUGAGGCCUAUUUAUGUUUUGUUUGUAGGUCAUUUUAGUAAGAUUUCAUAAAAAUUUGUGCAAACUAGAUUAAUACUUAGGGGUCAGGUGCAGCACCGCUUCAGAAUGGCUGGUGUAGGAUUCUUACAGCAGUUGAGGCCCCGCUCGGCAGAGAAGAUUAGUUUGAAUGGGUCUUCGCAUCGCAUUCCCAGUUGCAGAACAAAUUGUAUCUACAACCUGAGUGUUAGGACGAGUGAGAACCUGGCCAAGCACAGACAGGCAUGGAAUGGCAUGAUCACGAUGUUGAGGCAGAAGAAGCACCAACGGGAAGAAUGGAAUCGUGAAGAGUUGGCUCUUACCAAUGAAGCGCAAUAGUUUUACGGAAAGAUUAAUCGAUCGAACAAGGGCUAUCAUCUGUCGCUUGAAGCCAGGCGUGGAGAUGAAGCAAGCAGACGCGCACAUCCACCGGGUUCGACGUUACGAGCGUCCCCCAACCAACUCCAGCUCGACACCAAUACCAUUUGUACUCCAACAUUCUCUGAUAGCUACAAUGUACUUUGGUUUAGCACUGUUGAUUAUGAAUCCCAACGUCGCUACUUCCAAUUUAAAGGCUAAAAAGCCUCUUCUUGAUUCUUGAGAUCUCGUGUUGGAGGUACCGUUCGUUUACCAGUUUGCUCUUCGUACUGCACCUUCCAAGCCAAUGUUGAAUAAAAAGUUGAGAGCGCAUUCCUCGCUUCAGCCCAUCCAACGGGAACGUCUAACAUGUGGACUGUGGUCUAACCUGCUAUUCUGACGCUUGAUUGGGAUCCUUCUAGUGUCGUUCGAAUGAGCUUUAUAAGUUUUGCUGGAAAACUAUGCUCAAGUAUUCAAAUCCAUCCAUCCAUCCUGUCUUGUGCUGAUGGCAAUACAACUUAACUACCGUUCGCAUUUCUAAACUAUAUGGGUCAUCCCUAGCAAUACUAACUUCUGCAUCAUCGAGAACUACCGACGAUGAAGUAUAUAUUCUUCAGCUCUAGGAUCAUUAUGUCUCUGUUUCGACGCCUAGUCGCUGUGAACAUUUGACUUCUGCUCCGGUUCUUCUGUUACUUUCUCACAUUCUAUACUUAGGGUGCUGGGUGGGUUCGUCUCCGAUGGGUCUUCGUCUACUUUCCCGACAUAGAACCGUUAAAGUUAACGAAUCUUAUACAAGGCUAUUAUUACCUACCAUCAUUAUACGUAUGUAAUAAAACCCACAUUACUUACUUCACUUACUUAUGUGCCCAAGUCCACCGGUCCGAUAAAACAAAGGGAUGAAAUCAGAGAUCUCCACUGCCAACGGUUACCCGCCAAGGCUUUCACCAAGGUCUACCUCUUCUACGCUGUGCUUGCGGAUACCAGUUAAGUGCUUCUCUGCAGAUCUUGUUCGCUCGUUUCCUCAAGGUGUGUCUGAUCCACUUCUACCACUUCCAAUUCGUGAAAUAACUGGGCGUUACACCCGACUUUCACGAGUAUAGCGUAUAGUAUAGCAAGGUGAGGAAUAACAAAGCCGCCGACAAAGGCUCUUCAGUUAUGGCAGAGAAACUCUUACUAGGCUACUGUAGUGGAUUAUUUUCCGGACCUGAAAGAAGCAAAUACUACCAAAAGGUAGCGGAUAAAGUGAGCUAUCCCCCCCUUCUUCCAAAAGUGGUGACAACCUAGAAUACUGCAACUAUCCUAUUUCGACGUCUAUAAUCGUAAGUCACGAGGCUCAUGGGCCAACGCUAAGUGGGUACACUGGGAGUCCUUAGUAUCGUGGACCAAAGUAUAUGAAUCUAUACAUUAAAUUUCUAAUUUCUAUUAAAAUUUCUACUUCAAGGUAUAUAAUGUAGUUGAGAAAAAAUAGCUAUAGCAGAUGAUUUACGAUAAUAAUGACAUCCUCUCGGAUAAACUUACUUGAUUGAAUAAGGUUCUCACGAAUCGUGCGAAUACAAAUCCGGCAGAACACUAAGACAAUGUAAUCCUCCUUUGUGCUUGCUGAUCAAAUUUGCUUUUAAACUUAUGGGAACGGUAGUCGUAUCGUUGAGUGGUACGAUUUUUUCGAAAGUGUUUCAACUUCUAGGCCCACCACCAGAUAAAAAGCCCACCAGAUAACCACCACCAUUAACCACCAGAUUAAAAGCGAAAGUUGGUUAACUGAAAUUAACACAGUCGAUGAUUUGUUUGAAUUGAAAAAUCAACAUGCUUCAAACCAAAUUCAGAAAACAUCAGAAUUAAUCCACAGAUGGUCACAUGGUCAUAUGGUCACGAUGUGUAAAUCAUGAAAAUAAAUGUUCCCAAAUUUGGUGCAAAAAUGUUUUGAACUACUGACGUUUGACCCCUCUGUUUGUAGUGCCGGUGCUAGAUCUGGAGCGUAUGUCCUCCGUAAGCAGCGUCAAAGCUUCAACACCACAAAGAACUAUUGGUCUAAAAAGGGUUCCGUAUAUUGUCAUCCUCAUAGGGCAAAGCAGGCCGGAUUUCCCACUUGAUGCGCCGUUGAAUCUUCUUACUAGUGUUGUCGUCUGCGGUCACCAGCGAUGCCAAAUGCACGAAAUCUUCUAUCAUUCUUGGUCGUCGCCGUCCGUAGGAUGCGUGCGUUUGCAUCCUUUGAGCCUUAUCCUCUCAUGUAUUUGGUCUUAUCCCGACGCAUCUAGACUUCGCUUUCAGUCUGGCGCAGAUUGCUUCCGCCGUCGCAAAUUUCCUGGUUAUCAGGCUUGGCAUACACUUUUCGCUUCGAUUUUGCUCUUUUGAUUACUGCUUCUCAGCCAAGCAAAAUUUGAAAAAGUGAUGUAUGGGGUGUGUGUAGAAUUUGUUAUAAUCUACAAUAUUGCUGAAGGAAGCAUUACUGUGCAUUUUGUAUUUAUGGCGCUAUAAGGCUGCUACCCUCUUGGUAGCUAAAAGAGCGCUCUUUUUGCUACAAACGGCGCUGCUACCGUACAACGCCGUAAAUACUAAAGAUAAAGCUUCACUUUCUUCAGCAAUAUUAUAGAUAAUUACUAGCUCUAUAAAUGCCCCAUAUACCACUUUUUCAAAUUCUGUUUGGCUGAGGAGCAGUAAUCAAAAGAGCAAAAUCAAAGCGAAAAGUGUAUGCCAAGCCUGCUGGUUAUGAUAUGAAAGUCAUCUGCAAAAACCAGGAGUUGGCUAGUUUUACUGAAAAUCAUGCCUCUCGUUUUGAUUCCCACUUGUCCCCCGUCAAAAACGAUGUUGAAAAACAUGUAGGAUAAGCCGUCACUUUGUCUUAAUCCUCGACGCGGCUGUUCCCGAGAUGCGCACGAAUCGCGUUAUUCAAUGUAGCUCUGAUCAGUUGGUCCGGAAACCUGUGUUCGUGCAUUAUUUUCCAUAGCUGGUUUCGAUCGACGGUAUCGUAUGCUGCUUUGAAGUCAAUCAAUAAAGAUGUGUGGUAGUCCUUUUUUGUAUGGAUAUUGUCACUACGACCAGCAUGUUGAUCUAUUGUGAUAUCAUCCAGGUGUUGUUCCGCACUUCAUUAUUUUUGCAGUAUCGCUAUAGAGUGAGGGAAAAUUGCUUAUUAUCCGUGCUUAAGUGUCGGUGUUUUCACUCUUUUUUUCCGUCUACGCUUCUUACUACUUUUCAACUAAUCUAACUAGAGCCAGGGAGUGCGGAUACUAAUUGUAAUUUGCCCUUGAACAAGAGGCUUCAUCCAUACCUCAAGCAAGUUCCACUCUUAUAACUUGCCCUGGCAAGAGGCUCCGUUAUUAGUAAAUGCAGAAUUCAGGAAGAAGGAUGUGUAGGAUCGUGAGAAUAAACCCAUGCUAAAGUCACUUAACAUCGAAUGGCCUGAUUCUACUAAGAUUUGAACCCCCGACCACUCGCUUGUCAAGGCAGAUUCGGUAAGCUUACGGCUACAGGACUCCCGUGGUAGGGCUUCCAUGAAGCCCGCCCUACGACACCUUGUUAUAUCGGUGGCAGCCGCCGUAACAGUAUCUGGGAGAGCUCUUUUUAGGCGGCGUUUACGAAACCGCUUAGUUGGUUUCGAAGUACGAUGCUGGUCCAACAAACCUAAAUGUCAAACCUAAACAAACCUAAAUGGCUCUUACGUUGCACAAAAAAAUUUAUUUGUUAAACCUAAAUGGGGCUGCUAAAUGUCGACCAGCAUUUGAAAAGCGCGGAUAAGCCAACUGUCAAACAGAAUGAGAGAGAGUUAUUUUUUGCUAGAGCAGCAUAGGAAAAUGAACUCUCACUCGUUCUGUUUGACAGUUGGCUUAUCCGCCCUUUUCAAAUGAUGGUCGACAAAUAGAGUCAGUAGGAUUGUUUCACUAGCCCCGUGACUGUCCUGUACUGUAAUCAGAGCCGUAGCGUAACAUUGUGGCGCCUUUGGCGGAAACCAAAUUUGGUUCCCCCUUGUUUCUUAAAUCAGUGUUCCUUCUAAAAAUUCUUCGACGUUCAGCAAGCGAUUCACCAGAACCAUCGCUAUGGUGGAACAAAAGAUAGAUAGAUGUCGGUAUACUCAACUCUUGUACCUCUAACUCGUGGCCUUGUAGAUCAGCUCUUCCUUCGUUUGAGCUCAGCCCAAAAAUAUUCUAUUGGUCGCAGUUGGGGGACGUUGGGAGAGUUGGUUAUCAUCGGUACAACGAUUAUCUUCAGCCGGUUCAGCUCCAUCUGUGAUCUGUUGGCACGAUGAGCCAAGGCCUGGUCCGCCCAAAAGGUUCCAAA
Messenger RNA from Sabethes cyaneus, 6033 nucleotides. RefSeq names its product ras-related protein Rab-43 (gene Rab19). Gene Ontology annotation, cellular component: trans-Golgi network. The transcript has 4 exons. Bases 238 to 897 code for a protein of 219 amino acids. NCBI's taxonomy places the organism in Eukaryota, Metazoa, Arthropoda, Insecta, Diptera, Culicidae. The record is from RefSeq and is a predicted model, not a curated record. Gene Ontology annotation, molecular function: GTPase activity; GTP binding.